CUCACAAGCUUCAAUGUUUGGUGCUUUUUGACGGAACUGAAGACAGCAGAGGAUUGGACUCUCACCAUCUCACUUGUCAUACAGAAGCUGUGUCAUGCUACAUGUUUAUUAGCUAUGGCUACUUCACUGUAGCGUCUGCUUAUCGGCGAGUGUCCCCCCACCCACUCCGGUUUUUCAUUUUCAUUUUAAAUUUCUCGUUCUUUCUUCUUUAUUCCACACUCAUGACUUCGCCGCUCUUCUUGAGUCAGCUGCUCGGUGUUCCUUUAGAAAUAAUGGAGCCCAACACCGCGGAAAAAGACACAACUUACACCAAGAUUUUCGUCGGCGGGUUACCUUAUCACACCGACGACGCCUCACUCCGGAAAUAUUUCCAGACUUUCGGGGACAUCGACGAGGCGGUUGUGAUAACCGAUAAACACACGGGAAAGUCCAGAGGAUACGGCUUUGUGACCAUGGUGGACAGAACGGCCGCACAGCAGGCGUGCAAGGAUGCAAACCCCAUCAUUGACGGCAGGAAGGCCAACGUCAACCUGGCGUACUUGGGAGCCAAACCACGCAGCUCACAGACAAGUCUCUCUGCCGGGGUUCAGCAAGUCCACCCUGCUUGGGCUCAGAGGCACUACGGGCUUGGACAUCCUUACAUCUACCCUCCAGCGUUCCUCCAGCCCAGCCUGGUGCUGCCCCCCCCUUACUUGGACUACAGCUCCGCAUACAGCCCCUUCACUCCCUCAGGGCUGGACCACUACCCGUACAGCCCAUCACCAGGCUACCUCAGCUACAGCUUCUCAGCCGGGACGCCAACUUUACCCGCAACCCCGCCGGCUAGCAGCCAGCCGCCUGUGGCCGCGCUCCCCACGGUGUCUGUGCCCCCACAGACCCUCAUCCCUUACCCUGUGCCACAGCCCCACCGUGCGCAGUGAUGAGCCAAUACAACGUGACUGUGACAUCAUCAGGAUGAGACAAGCGGAAAGCUUGAUGUCAUCGAAAAGGGCUUACAGAAAGCACUCAUUACUUUUGUAUGUUUUGCUUUAUUGGUUGAUACAAAUAGUAUUGCUACUUUUUCUUUAAACAACCUGAAUGUUUUUAUAAGUGAAAAGUGACGGACUGGAGCAAGAGAGACUGAAUAUCCCAUUUUUGUUACAUUUUAUGUUUCUGCAAAGCUCAUUGCAGGCUGAGACUUCCCCUUCCUCCAAUGCAGGUCUUACCACCUGCUCAAUCAAUACAAUCUUCAAUAGAAUAUUGUUACAUUUCAAUCAGGACAGUUGUUGUUGGAUAUUUGGCCUCCAAAGAUGUUCACUUUGGAUGUAAAUGUUACAAAAGAAGAGGCAGCAGUGUCAGGGUAUUUUCAUCUUCAGAUGCAGAAUCAGACUAAAGAUGCUUCAGUGUCCCUUAUUCAUGUGGAAUCACGUUAAACAAAGUUAUUCACCACCUUAGAACAAAUAUGCAAAAAUAAAAGCAAUGUUUCCUCUUACAA
This is a messenger RNA of Nerophis lumbriciformis (worm pipefish), 1474 nucleotides long. Its product is annotated as RNA-binding protein 38-like. NCBI's taxonomy places the organism in Eukaryota, Metazoa, Chordata, Actinopteri, Syngnathiformes, Syngnathidae. Gene Ontology annotation, molecular function: RNA binding. The record is from RefSeq and is a predicted model, not a curated record.